UACAUAACGAAAUAGAGACAGUGAAGAGUGAAGAGAAGAAAAAUUGAAGAGUGAAAGCGAAGAAGAUGUUUCUGCGUUACUCCCUUUUUGUGAUCUUCUUCUUGUCUCUCAUUUCACUCCAAGGUUUUGCCAAGAAGGCCGGGGAUGUUACGGAAUUGCAGAUCGGGGUCAAGUAUAAGCCAAAAACGUGUGAAAUUCGGGCUCACAAAGGUGAUAAGAUCAAGGUGCACUACAGGGGGAAACUUACCGAUGGUAAAGUAUUCGAUUCGAGCUUUGAAAGGGGCGAUCCGUUCGAGUUUGAAUUAGGAAGUGGCCAGGUUAUCAAAGGUUGGGAUCAAGGUCUGCUAGGUGCGUGCGUAGGCGAGAAGCGUAAGUUAAAGAUACCUGCAAAACUUGGAUAUGGUGAACAAGGCUCUCCACCGACAAUCCCUGGUGGUGCAACAUUGAUAUUUGACACGGAGCUUAUGGCGAUAAAUGAAAAACCAGCUGGUGGAGAAGAAGACGGAGGAGAUGCAGACGAAGAUGGAGAUGACGAGCUAUGAUUCUUCUAUCUCCAUCACCAUAGGUCUACCGUCUACGUGCGUUUGUUUUUAAUCUUUGGAUGCUUUAGUUUGGCUUUAUAAGUGAAGAAAGACUGCAGAGGGUUGUUGUGACGACGUUUAACAUAUUUCCUUAUAUAAUUACGACUUUUUGGUGAUUUUGCUUUUGGAGUAAUUAAACAUAGAAACAGCGUAAAAAGCUAUUAACAAUAAUAAUCAGGCAAUAAUCCCUUUUUCAUGAACAUACAGA
Messenger RNA from Thlaspi arvense, 789 nucleotides. The record is from the annotation of a GenBank genome assembly. NCBI's taxonomy places the organism in Eukaryota, Viridiplantae, Streptophyta, Magnoliopsida, Brassicales, Brassicaceae.